This is a messenger RNA of Spea bombifrons (plains spadefoot toad), 1467 nucleotides long. RefSeq names its product guanylate cyclase activator 1A (gene GUCA1A). The record is from RefSeq and is a predicted model, not a curated record. Gene Ontology annotation, biological process: positive regulation of guanylate cyclase activity; visual perception. The transcript has 4 exons. Gene Ontology annotation, molecular function: calcium sensitive guanylate cyclase activator activity; calcium ion binding. Lineage: Eukaryota; Metazoa; Chordata; Amphibia; Anura; Pelobatidae. The coding region runs from base 370 to 987 and encodes 205 amino acids. Gene Ontology annotation, cellular component: photoreceptor inner segment; cone photoreceptor outer segment.
UUCUGCUGUUGGGAUCCCACCUGUAUGAACACGAGGGGUUUCCUAAUAGAAGGACCUCUGAUUGGUUGAGAGUGGAAUUCAAUCCUCCUUUAAAGCAUCUUUGUAUCCUUCCCAAUGACUUUGACAUUUGCACUCUGAUAUAACAGACAGGUGAAGCUGUUGGAGUUGUAGAACCUCAACACUGACAACUAAAUAUUUACAUAACAAAGGACAUUUUUUUUCCUUUACUGUUUAUUUUUGAUCACAGGAUCACGGAUCUAGCUUGAUCUCUUAUGUUUAAGGAGUGAAAUAUAUAAUAUAUUCAAAGAAGCUUCUGGUUGCAUAUCAACUCAACAUCUUCAAAGGGAGCCGACUUAUAAUCACUGUAGAAUGGGGAACAUGGAUGGUAAAACAGUAGAGGAGUUAAGUGCCACAGAAAUCCACAGAUGGUAUAAGAAGUUCAUGACGGAAUGUCCUUCUGGCCAACUAACACAGCAUGAAUUUAAACAAUUCUUUGGCCUCAAGAACCUGAGUCCUGCAUCCAACCAAUACAUUGAACAAAUGUUUGACACAUUUGACUUUAACAAGGAUGGAUACAUGGACUUCAUGGAGUAUGUGGCAGCCCUGAGUUUAGUACUGAAGGGGAAGGUGGAACAGAAGCUGAGGUGGUACUUUAAACUCUAUGAUGUGGAUGGCAAUGGCUGCAUUGACAGAGGAGAACUGCUAAAUAUUAUUAAGGCAAUUAGGGCCAUAAACAGAUGCAAUGAUGAGAUGACUGCUGAGGAAUUUACCAAUAUGGUUUUUGACAAAAUUGACAUCAAUGGAGAUGGUGAGCUGUCAUUGGAAGAAUUUAUGGAGGGUGUACAGAAGGAUGAACUUCUCCUUGAGGUUCUAACUCGCAGCUUGGACCUCAAACAUAUCAUCCACAUGAUCCAAAAUGAUGGGAAAAGGAUGGACCUUCCAGAACGGCCCAGGCAGGAAAUACUUAAUGGAAACACACAAGCGUGACAGAUUUCAAAUUUUGUCUAUGAUAAUGCAUUAUUCAUAUCUAGCAUUUUGGAUUUUGCCUGUGCUACAUGCUACGAAUGGUGUGUAAAGCAUUAACCACUGCAGGAUAUGUUUGACUACCACCAAAUUGACAUGGUCUCUUUACCUUUAUCAAAGGUUGACAUUUCAAAGUUUGGUUAUCGUCACCUUCAUUAUUUGGCCCAUACAAAGGGUUAACACUGCAUGAGUUGCCACUGUCUAUUUACCUUGUCUUUCUAGAGCUGGACCAUCCUUGUGUUGCCAGAGGAAAAUAUUGAAAACCAGAAGAACUUUUAUACCAAUAAUGAUUUGCUUUUUCCAUAAAUUGAGUGCGGAUCCUUUGGCAAGAAAGACAUACAAAUCGAAUUUCUAGGGUGCUGGACUGUUAAGCCAAAACGUGGGGUUGAACCAUCGGUUGAUAAGCUUGCCAUUUACAAUUUACAGCUUUUAGCUGGUAAUGUU